Molecule: messenger RNA, 6163 nt
Organism: Mercenaria mercenaria
Lineage: Eukaryota; Metazoa; Mollusca; Bivalvia; Venerida; Veneridae
Exons: 8
Coding region: 217-2475 (752 amino acids)
Source: RefSeq, a predicted model, not a curated record
GGUCUAUUAUGCGAUCCAGGAAGAUUUAUUCUGUUUUUGAAACUAUUGAAUUUUGAUCAUAAAUCUAAUGUAAUGCACUUUUGUUUUGUUUAAUCCGUUCAGUUUAUAAUGUAAUCAUCUUAUUUGUUAAGCUAACUUUGUUGCAACUGGAUUCAGUGUUUUUUCUUUAGAUAUUUUAACGAUAAUUCUCGAGAAAAGGAGUUAAGACAUAACAAAAUGAAUAAGGAAUUGCAGUGGUCCUCGGAGAGCUAUCGGUUAGAUAAAGUGAAAGAAAUAUUUGGUCUGCCUUGCGUGGUAAGAUUGGAAGAAGGCUAUAUGCCGCCUGACGAGUCGGAAGAAUUUGCCCAAGGAGACAUUAUCACUCUCGACGUAGAAGUUCCUUCCGACAAAGUGGGCGCUUAUUUUAUAAAAUGGAACGUGCAAGAAGUUGAAACCAAGAGUACCCGUUCUCCAGAUUAUGGAAUCAUAGCAUCGGAUAACCAAGAAAUUUUCUUACCUCACAGUUACGAUGGUAAACUUAAAGUCAUGAAAGCUAUUACUAAAGUCAAUGGUAUAAAAGAGCUCGCCAAAAUAUUUCCAGGAAAAGCUGAACUGGAAGGGGACAUGAAGAUAAAAACGAACAAAGGUGAAUCAGUUAAACUUACUAAAGGCACAACAAUUGAACUUGACAGAGUGAUACCCGGGUCAACGUAUGGCGCACAAAAUGAACCAGAUAAGCUGGUUAUUCAGUUUGAGCAUUCUAAUGAAACUAAAGUAGCUGCAUUACCUUUUAAUAUGAAAGGUAAAUUUCACACGAGAGAAGAUAAGAAAAAAUAUACCAUCAAAGAAGCAAUUGACAGAUAUGGAUUGCCUCUUGACGUUACCUUUAUAAACGAUGAAAUAAAGCAAAAAUUUUACCAAGAAGUCUUGGCCGGGCGAAGAAAGCUUGCAUCAGUAACUGAAACUCUGAGACUGAAACGUAUCGUAAAGCAACGAGUCUUAGUAGGGCACUACAAACCAGUCAUCGAACCUGAUAACGCGGAAAGCGCUGAAGGAAAUGGCCCAUCGGAAAGUGAAAAUCCUGACGCUGAAAAUGUUGAUAAUGAAAACGCUAACGCUGCGGACAGCGGAGAUGUUCGUCGAAGAACUGUUGUUAUGAUACCAGUGGAUAAUCCGGAAAUUGGAGAAAUACCUGUAAAUAUAUGUGAAGGUGACAUUUUGACAAUAUAUGAAUCACUCGUCAACAUCAAAAGUGUUACGGAGGCAAAAGAUAUGGUUAGAGAAACAUUAUGUCUUGACUUUGAUGUGAAGCCUGGGUUGAAACUUCUAACAAAAGAAGAUAAUUCUCGGAAGUAUGAGAAUGUUCAACAUGGACAAAGAAAGUCAGGAGGAAAGCCCCCACCUUUACCAGCUAGACCAGCUAAUCCUAAACCUUUAACCAAUACAUUUGAAGACAAAAACCUUGAUGCCUCAGAGGUCCAAUACAAGACACUACCCUCUCGAAAACAACCGGAUCCCCGAGAUGACAAUGACGACUAUUUAGUUCCUGUAUCCCAAAAGAAUUUAUUAGGUGACUAUGUUGACAUGAAUGAGAUGAAUCGAAACAAAACGCCUGGGGAUCCACCUGUACCUCCGCGAAAACCGAUACAGGUUCCAACACGAGUAGUUGGUUCAGGGCAGAAACCAACGGAAAAGGACAAGAAGCAUUUCUGGUCAAAGAAGGCUUUCAAGUCAAACAAAAAAGAAAACUCAGGACAAAACACAAAGGUUGCAGAGAUAAAGCCAAGACCUCGCAUUUCAGAACCAUUACUUCAAACUAUAGAAGAAGAUGAUAACCUGGAUGGAAAAAAAGAACUAAAGAAGAUGAAAGAACUUGAUAAUUUUUCACGGCAAACAGGGCUUGUUGGUACGUCUACGUAUUCGUCAGACGAUCUUGGAGAAUAUGAAGAAAUAAACGGGGUGAAACCUUUUACCAGCUUGGCAGAGAUGUCUGCCGAUAGCCGUUCCAAAGAGCAAAACCUGAGCGGUUAUGACGAAAUAGAAGAUGUGAUUGCGCUGCACAUACAAGGAACCAGUGGUUCUGAACAAACAUAUACACUGGAUCCGGAACAAACGACGGAGCCAGCACAUUCAGUUAGUGGCCCGAAAAGAUUACCGGAGACGGAAGUAACACAGUCAGAUACCAGUAACUUAGAGGAGAGGCAAAUAUCUAGUGUAACCGAGUCUGGCGGUUCUGUGGCGGAUGUCUCGCCGACAAGAACUAAUGAACAGAGAAAAACAAACAAGUUGUUUAAUGACUUGACCAAUGAGGAGUUAGUAGAAAGAUUACAAUUAUGCAAUUUACCAGAUAUGGCAGACAUUUGUAAGACUGAAAACCUUGACGGAGAAUUCUUUGCAGAUGUCACCCCAGAAUUUCUGAAAGAAACAAUGUGUCUGCAAGGAAUUAAACUGGCAAAGUUCCUGAAAAUGAGAGACGAAAAUUGGGUUCCAAAAUAAAAUGCUUCAUAAAGCAAAUUGUUAUUGAAGAAUAAAUACGAAUAUUUAUCACAAUUUGAAUAUUUAACAAAAAAACUGCAACAGAGGAAAUGAUUUUUCGGUAGUUAUGUUCCGAUUAUAGCAUAUUUUUCCAUUUUUAAAAACAAUUUGACACAUACAUGAAGUGAAACGUUGAUGUUUUCAACAGAUGCGUUUAGAUACUUAUGCAGUGUACGCAUUGAUUUUGUCAAAGAACUUUGGAAAACCUGCAAGGAAAAAGAAUUGGGAAAAAAAUCAUAGCCAUUGGAGUAUCUGAUCAUCAAUCUAAAUAGGUGUACAUUUAGGUCAAUUUUCCGUAAUAAUAACUGAAAUUGAAAAAUCUAUAGUGUACAUUGUUACACAAAACAUGACAUUUGAUUUUCUUGUUGUGUUUCCGGCUCUUUGUAUAUCUUAGUAAUUAUAAAGUAUUUAUCCGGAAAUUGUCUCAAAUGUUCAAGAAUGAAAUGAUUAGUUUCGGUUACUUGGAUGUAGGAUAGGUAUCAAGAUCAGAUUCAAUUCAAAACGCCUACACCAGCAUAAUUAUACCACCUAAAUGAGUCCAUCAUCUUUGCUCCAUAUACAUUUCUGUAAUAUUUGUACGAGAGAAAAUUAAUGAUUUUUAUUUUAUGUUUUUCGGUGGUUUAUCGAAAUAUAACGGUGAAUUAUAUCCUGAUAAACUCACUGGCCACUCAGUGAAAAUUAUCAAAUCUGAUACCCGGAUUAACGUCAAAAAGUUAACCGAGCGUACUGAAAGCCGAAAACAAUAUGACGAUGACGUCGUUAAAAUGACGUCAUCUUUGCGAUGCUUCCUGAUAAAAUUUCCCGCAAAUUUCGACACUUUAUUGAAAUAAACACAACAAAGUAGAGUUUUAGACAUAAAAUAAACAGAAAAAUUGUUGGUAUCGAUGUAAUAUCACGGUAAUUUCACUCGUGAACACCAAAAGUUGUUAUUUUCACUCGUGGCUGCGCCACUCAAUAAAGAAUUAUUUAAAUUUGCAUUUCGUUUUGUUAUACAAAUUAAACAAAACUUAGAUUCUCAGAAUUUCAAAGUACUAUGUAUUCAUUUCAGUCAGCAUAGCUUCCAAUUUUAAGUUCUGUAUUUUUUUUGUUAAAACACACAAACAUGUUUAUUGUAUAUUUACAUAGAAACUGUGUAGUAAAUUAUUUAUAUUUUGUAAUACGAAAUUAAGGCAUAAUAUAUCGUUAACUAGAAACCAACAGAAAAAAAAUAUUUUAGGAGCAAUCUUGUUACAACUAUCAUACCACAUGUAUAAUAAUCGAAAGAGACUCAGUACGGUGUGGGUAAUUGCACAUUUGAGCCAUGCCAUGAGAAAACCAACAUAGUGGGUUUGCGACCAGCAUGGAUCCAGACCAGCCUGCGCAUCCGCGCAGUCUGGUCAGGAUCCAUGCUGUUCGCUAACAGUUUCUCUAAUUGCAAUAGACUUUGAAAGCGAACAACAUGGAUCCUGACCAGACUGCGCGGAUGCGCAGGCUGGUCUGGAUCCAUGCUGGUCGCAAACCCACUAUGUUGGUUUUCUCAUGGCACGGCACAUUUCAUUACUCCUCACCAACCGAUCCAAUCAAACCAUGUCUGCUAUCAAUUAUCAUCUUGCAUAGCUGCUAUAUGAUUUCAAAGGAUCUUUUGGAUUUGUCUGUCAAGGUUUUAGAAGGGCGGCCUCUUUAUUCUUUUAGAAGAACUAAAGUAUGUAACCUUGGUGUAUUAACAUUCAGAGAAAUCGAAUUAUGCAUGAUAAAUGCUUAACCUUUUAACUCGACUACUCGAAGAAUAUGUAGAGUUAUUGUACUUGCCCGUCCGUCUGCAUCCACGUUCCGAUUUUGUCAGGGUCUUUUUGUAUGAAAGCGAGUAUCCAAGUGACUACUUGUAGGAAUAGAUUGAAACUUCGUGUACUUAUUUCUUGUGAUGAUCUGACAUGCCAUGCGCAGAUAACUGUUUUUGCAUUUUUAUAAAGUUAUGCCCCCUUUUGUACAAAGAAAUGUUUGGUCGUGUUUUUGUAUGUAAGGUUGUAACACAUCAACCGCUGGCGGGGACUGACUAAGACUUCGCAUAUUUCUUCAUUGAGAUGAUCUGACAUGCAGCCUGCAGAUUCCAUAACUGUAUGUUAUUGUUUCUCAAAGUUAUUAUCCUUUAUAGACUUAGCAUUUUUGUGUAAUUUGUUAUCUCAUUUAGUAUCAAAAGGUUCAUUUUCUCAAAACGAUACCGCUAACUUACUUGUUUAGUCUAUGUUUUCAUUAUUUCAACGUUUUAGCUGAAAAAUUUCGAAAAGUCGAGUGUUGCUGUCCUCUGCAAGUUCUUGUUACUGAUCGCACUAUCUACUGGCAAAUAAAAAGUUAAACUUGAAUUAUUAUUGUUAUAUUCAGUAAAUAAAUAACAUGAAAAGACAUCGUAUUUUGAAUUUAUUCUCGUUUUUGAAAAUCUUUUACGAACUUAACAAAAUCUUGCUACUCAUGCAUGGCUGGACAAAAUCUAUAAUGGUAUGGGGUUUACAAAUAUCUAGGAAGGGUCGCGCUACUGUAAACAAACAACUUCUUAAGGCUUAAACUCAAUUAGACUCAUAGUUUCACAAAUACUAACGUUAGUAAUCAAUAAAGUUUGGUAUUAAUAGCUUUACACAAAAUGCAACUUCGGCUCUAGUUUUAUAACAAAACAAUACCUAUCGCAAUGAAGAAACCUAUGUCAGAACAUCGAUAUGAAAAAUUGGACACCUUUCCCGUUGACCACAUCCAAAUUCAUAAUAUGUAACAAAAACAAGUAUAUUUCAAAAUACCAGUUAUAGCAAUCGAAAUUCAAAAAUCUAUACACCAAACAAGGCAUUUCAUUUUCUUGUUUGUGUUUCCUGUUUUGUUAGGUCGUAGCAAUUAUGAACUAUAUUUGUUGGGAAAUGACUUUUAAAUUCGUUCGACAAUCAAACUGUGUCUUCCCAGACUGGUAUUUGCACAAAGUACAAUAGCAAAUACCGUAAUCAAGAUAUCAUUCGCGUGUAUAAAAUAAAUUGACUGGUAAAUUAUCUUUAAAUAAUAACAAAAUUAUUAGACAAACAGCCAGCUAUGUACAUUCUGCUAUGUAGUUAAGAAAGGAAUAACUUACAGAUGUUGCAGACUCUUAAAAAACUUCAAUAUUUAGAACACAUUUUUGUUAUCAAUGUUUUUUUUUAAUAUCUUGGCCAUCCUUUUCAUAUUUAUAAAUGUGUAUAUGCCGAUAUUCAGCUACGAUAAGAAAGCCUAACAGAUAUAUCUAGGACAGUUAUUUGUUAACAGUGUAUAUAUUUUUUUCUAUCUUUGCCAUCCUUUUUAUAUUUGUAAAUGGUCAAAGAUAUAUUGUUCAUGCCAGUAUGCAGCUAAGAAAGGAAAACCUAACAGAUGUUGAACUUCAGUAUAUUUUAGAACACAUCUGAUUAUCAAUGUAUAUUUUUUUUUAAAAAUUUUUGCCAUCCUUUUUAUUUUUGUAAAUGGUUAAAGGUAUAUUGUUUAUGCCGAUACGCCAAUAUAUAUAUCUUAAACUAAAUUUAAAACUGAUCAAGAUACCACUGUUUGUGGAGUACCAGUUAUGAGGAUGGUCUGCUGUCUCAAUAAGAAAAUUGAUUUGUUAUGUGUCUAUUUUGUAAUGCGGUCAUAUUUGAAAUGCGUAUCAAUAAAACCUUGUUGUUACAAA